AUCAUCACGCUGCGCACUGAGGGAAGGACGCUGCCCCACGAAAACAAUCCGUGUCCAUCUUGGUCAGUCAUACCGUGAGAGGCAGCUGUUUGCGUCAGUGCAGGAGAGGAAGGAAUGAACCGGAAGCAAAUUCGAGGCGUCCUGCUGUGAGGACAAAGAAUCUGAUCCAGCAUGCCGACUGUAUCUGCGCUGCCCAAAGAGCUGUACCUUUCCACCUCGCUAUCUGAUCUCAAGAAGAAGGCAGAAGUUAAACCGGAAAAAACAAGCACAAAAAGCUAUGUUACUAGUGCUAGCAAGAUCUUUCAAAAAGCUGAAGAAUGCAGACUGGAUGGAGAUGAGGAAAAGGCGUAUGUCUUCUACAUGAAAUUUUUGUUUGUCUUCGAACUCAUUAAAAAAAGGGCAGAUUUCAAGCAAAAUCAGGACUACUUUAAGUCCUUACUUGGACCAUCUACUAUAUUAAAAUCAGUUGAAGAAGCAGAAAAACUUUCUGAGAGCCUUAAAAAUAGGUAUGAAGAAGCUGAAGUCCGGAAAAAACUGGAGGAAAGAGAGAGAUUAGAAGAGCAAAAGAAACUGGAGGGCAGUCUGCUUCCCAAGGAAAUACCUGAUAUUGUUUCUAAUCAGAUGGCGAAUGGUGCAAAAAAAGAACUUCUGAAGAAAGAGUCUUCUAAUGUGCCUCCUGGAGCAAUAGCUCCUGAAAACCUCUUUCCAAUGAUGAAUGAUUCCAACAUCAGCAUUCUUAUAAUGGACGCUCGAUGUGCGAAGGAUUUUGAAGAGUCUCACAUUAGAAGUUCCAUAAGCGUGCCACAGGAGGCUAUUUGUCCUGGGUACACUACCAGCAAAAUUGAAACAAAUCUCCCCGAUGCAUCGAAAGCCGAGUGGGAUAGAAGAGGUCAUGUCGAUUACAUUGUAUUACUUGACUGGUUCAGCUCCGUGAAUGAUUUAAGACUUGGAACUACCCUUCAAAGUCUGAAAGAUGCACUUUUCAAGUGGGACACUAAAACCAUUCUGAGAAGUGAACCGUUAGUGUUGGAGGGUGGUUAUGAAAACUGGCUGUUAUGUUAUCCUAUGUACACAACCAACGGCAGAGUAUCUGUACCCAUGAGGAGUAAAGCUGAAUCACUGCCUUUGUCGUUGAAUUUCAGUUACCCGACGCUAGAAGAGCCACCACCACCUCCAUCUUCUAUACAGGUAGAGCCCUCCCCGGUACCUGUGAAAGAAAAAAACGAGCCACCAAAAAAAGAAGUAAUUGUUGAGAAACCGGAAGAACUAGUUGUUGUAACACCAAAACCUGAACCUGCCGCCGAAAUACAGAAACCCAAUUCUGUGAAAGUAAUUCCAACUAUUGAUCGCACAAAGAAGCCAUCUGUAAAAGUAAGCGACAGUCCAACAAAGGUCAAAAUUGAAGCCAAAGAAAACCAGCCAAUACAAAACGCCAGGAAUAUCCCGGACCGUUCAACAAAGCCACCCCUGGACUCCAAGUCCAUGAAACCGGACACCCACGUUCUCGUGGAUAAAAAGAAAGACAAGCCUGAAACAAACACUACUGACAAGUCCAGUGAUGAUAAUGCAGGUUCUAAUCCGGAAGAACUGGAACCCAAUAAGAGCAAUGGAAGCAAAAAUGGGCAGGAGGCAAUUCACAAAAAGGAAGAAGUAGAUGAAAAACGCCAGAAUGUGAUAGAAAACAAAAAGCUGCAAACAAAAAGGAUAGAUGUUGACAAGAAACCACCUGAUGAAAUGAAAGAUGCACAACCAGCAAGCAUUCUAAAGAGGGCAAAACCAAGUAAAAGCCACCAGGAGGACAAGACAGACACGGUAGAGAAAGAGGUCUCUGAAGACAGAUCUAGGAGAGAUCCUUUGGUGCGCGCUCGAAGCGAAGAGAUGGGUAUGACUGUACCAGGAAUGCCAGCAGGCUGGGUUAAGUUCCUUGAGCCAAUAACUGGCACUUAUCGGUAUUAUCAUUCUCCAACACAUACGGUUCACAUGUAUCCUCCCGAAAUGGCUCCUGCGUCCAUCCCAUCAUCCACUCCUUCAGCUGCUCCAGUUCAAAGAGUCAAGCCUCAGGCUCACCUUGACACGGAACGGGAGCAGACCAAGUUGAAGCGCUCUUACUCCUCACCGGAUUUAUCCCAAGCACUUAAGGAGGAAGAGAAAAAGAAGCCAAUGCCGGUAGUCAAUCGAGAAAAUAAACCGCUGACUCACACCAAGGCGGAAAUCACGAAGCUUUCCGCAUCCAAGAUCCGCAGCCUGAAUCCGGUGUUUGGAGGUUUGGGCCCAGCUCUCACUGGCCUUCGAAACCUAGGGAAUACCUGCUACAUGAACUCCAUUUUACAGUGCCUCUGUAAUACUCCACGUUUAGCCGAAUACUUCAAUAAGAACUACUACCAAUCGGACAUUAACAGGUCAAACCUUUUGGGCCACAAGGGUGAAGUGGCUGAGGAAUUUGGCAUCAUAAUGAAAGCUUUAUGGAAUGGCCAGUACAAAUUUAUAAGCCCAAGGGACUUUAAAGUAACAAUUGGGAAAAUAAACGAUCAAUUUGCCGGAUACAGUCAGCAUGAUUCUCAAGAGCUGCUGCUAUUUCUAAUGGAUGGGCUGCAUGAAGACCUGAACAAGGCAGACAAUAGGAAAAGAUACAAAGAGGAAUCAAACGACCAUUUAAAUGAUUCCCAGGCAGCAGAUUUAGCCUGGAUGAAGCACAAACAGCUAAAUGAAUCAAUUAUAGUGGCGCUUUUCCAAGGACAGUUUAAAUCGACUGUACAAUGUCUAACAUGCCAUAGAAAGUCCAGAACGUUCGAGGCUUUCAUGUACCUGUCUCUCCCGCUUCAGUCUACAAGCAAAUGCUCUCUUCAAGAUUGCCUUAAGUCCUUUUCUAAGGAAGAAAAGCUCACAGAUAAUAAUAGAGUUUACUGUAGUAACUGUAAGACUCAAAGAGAUUCCUUGAAAAAAAUAGAGAUUUGGAAGCUCCCUCCUAUCCUUCUGGUGCACUUAAAACGCUUUUCUUAUGAAGGACGAUGGAAACAGAAGCUCCAGACUUAUGUGGAUUUUCCAUUAGAAUCCCUUGAUCUAUCACAGUACAUCAUUGGCCCUAAAACUUACAAGAAGUACAACUUAUUUGGAGUCUCUAAUCAUUACGGAGGCCUGGAUGGAGGUCACUAUACCGCGUACUGUAAAAACGGCUUGAAGCAACGAUGGUAUAAGUUCGAUGACCACGAAGUGUCGGAAAUAUCAGUAUCAUCUGUGAAGUCCUCCGCUGCAUAUAUCCUUUUUUACACCUCUUUGGACUUUCGAACAUCAGAGUUUUUGUCAUAAGAAAACCCAGUGCAUUGGAGUAUAAUUCCAUUGGGAGAGAAUGCAUUGCAAAUAUACAAGGCUAUCGUUAUGACUUGGCCACAAGGGAUUGAAUAAGAAAACUAUAUUGCCGAGUUCUUAAUUAAUUGAAAAAGUAGUGACAUCUGCAAUCAGUUCUUUUAUUUAAAUCACAAAUACAUUGACUUAAAUCUCUUUAACCAGUAGAUAUAUUUGCCUUGAACAUGUCCUCUAUUAAACCCUAAACGUUUAGCUUCAUCAAAUAGUGGCCUUUUUACGACCUUUACCAUAAUCUUCUCUACUGUGAAUUUGAAAUUGUUUGAGUAGAUUUGGAAUGUAUUAUUAAAUGACGGCUCAAUUGCACAUCACUGCUAUGUAUAUAACUGUAUUCCUUUGCUAGAUAUGCUAUUUAUACGAAAAGUGUGUCUGUGUUCAGAAUUCAACCUUAAAUCCGUAUGUUUAACACUCCAUGUAGUCUUUUCAUUUGGGUUUGCAUAGGAAGUAUCCUAUAAUAAUUGAACAUGUUUGUAUGUGCUAGACCGCAACUUUCCUGCUCUCUAGAAAAAGGAAGCCAUGCGAUUAAGAGGCUUUCCUUACCAAACCCAUUCCGCACAAACUGAAAACGCAUGGAAGAAAUUAUAGGUAUUUUCCCUCAUAUUAAAUAGUGUGCUAUUUUGCAUAUACUUACCUGAAUUUCUGAUACAAUAUAAUGCUAUGACAUAUCAGCUCAAACCUUUUUUUCUGCUUCUAUUCCCUGCAUCAUACAAUGCUGCUGGUCUUAAUCUUUCGAUUUUACCUUUUAUAUUGUGUUUUUCUUUUUGGCAUCAGCUCUGCCGAUUAAGUACCCCAGUGCAUUUUAUAUAGUAGAAGCAACAAAAAAGAGCAUUUCUGUUAAUAAUUCUCGCAAAUAUUUAUGUACCUAAUUUUCUCUAAAAAAAAAAUAAAUUUUAUUGAACAAUA
Spea bombifrons (plains spadefoot toad) is the source of this 4263-nucleotide messenger RNA. RefSeq names its product ubiquitin specific peptidase 8 (gene USP8). Lineage: Eukaryota; Metazoa; Chordata; Amphibia; Anura; Pelobatidae. Gene Ontology annotation, molecular function: cysteine-type deubiquitinase activity. The record is from RefSeq and is a predicted model, not a curated record. The transcript has 20 exons. Gene Ontology annotation, cellular component: extrinsic component of plasma membrane; midbody; postsynaptic density. Gene Ontology annotation, biological process: protein K48-linked deubiquitination; endosome organization; Ras protein signal transduction. The coding region runs from base 172 to 3306 and encodes 1044 amino acids.